Caenorhabditis bovis is the source of this 2010-nucleotide messenger RNA. NCBI's taxonomy places the organism in Eukaryota, Metazoa, Nematoda, Chromadorea, Rhabditida, Rhabditidae. The record is from the annotation of a GenBank genome assembly.
AUGCCAAGAAAUUUUGCUUCCGAAGGCCGAAGAGGUAAACGAAAGUUUGUAGAAGCGGCAAUUGUGAAAUCGACAAAAAGUACGAAACGCGUCGUUGACGUCUGGAAAACGAUGAAUGCAACUGAAUUGUCGCAAGCGCUUGGAGUAGAUUUCGAUGACGUUGUUGAGGUUCUCGAGAACAUAGACAAGAGAAAUGUGAAUGCAAUUGUGAAUGAGACGCCCCUCGAAGAUACCACAAUAUUGCAGACAGCUGCUGCCUUCUCAUGCAAACCUCGUUUCGUGAACGGCCCUCCUAAAAAAGUGGAAACAUUGGAUGAUGACUUGCGACCACAACGAGAACCAACCGAAUCCGAAAAAGAAAAACGACCACCGAUUGUGACAAUUAUGGGGCAUGUUGAUCAUGGCAAAACUACACUUCUUGACGCACUUCGGAAUUCACAAAUUGCUGCUGGAGAAUUCGGCGGAAUCACACAACAUAUUGGAGCAUUUUCUGUGGAACUUUCGAAGGGGAAAAAAGUGACGUUUUUGGAUACGCCCGGACAUGCUGCAUUUGCUUCGAUGAGAGCUCGCGGUGCUAAUGGAGCUGACGUCGUUGUUCUUGUAGUAGCAGCAGAUGACGGGGUAAAAGAGCAAACAGUGCAGUCGAUCAAAUUUGCCAAAUCUGCUGGAGUUCCGCUUGUGGUUGCUGUUAAUAAAAUCGAUAAGCCGAAUGCAGAUCCGAAACGAGCAAUGCGAUCUUUAUUAGAACACGACGUAGUUGUCGAGCAACUUGGAGGUGAUAUUCAAUGCGUGGAAGUUUCGGCUCUGCAAUCGCGCAAUCUUCAUGCCCUUCAAGAAGCUCUUCUUUUGCAAGCUGAUUUGGCGAAUCUGCGAGCGACGAAAAUGGGAAAAGUUGAAGGAGUCAUCAUCGAGUCAUCAGUUAUCCACGGGAUUGGAAAAGUUUGUACUUUGAUUAUAUCUCGUGGAACGCUUAAAAAGGGAAACAUUCUUGUUGCGGGAACAUCCUGGUGUCGUGUUAAGACCAUGCAAGAUGAGAAUGGAAGAAAUUUACAAAGCGCACUUCCUUCGCAGCCAGUCAGAGUUUCUGGUUGGAGAGAGGAUUUACCAAAUCCUGGUGACCAGGUACUGGAGGCAGAUAAUGUGGACCGAGCACAAAAAGCUGUCAAUUUUAGAAUUAAUGCGGAAAUGAAGAAAAGGGCUGAGCAAGAUUGGAAUGAAAUUGAGGAAGAUCGCAAAAAGGAACGAGAAAUUUAUCUUACUAAUCGUCAAAAAUUGCUUGAUCGUGGCCAGAGAUAUGGUUCGACUUUGCGACAUGUAGUUCAUAAAAAUAAACGAAUUCUAAAGGAAACUGAAGAUACACAUCCGAAAUUCAAUCUUCUCCUCCGAACAGAUGUAGAAGGAACGUUGGAAGCGAUUCUCGAAAUUCUCAAUACGUAUUCGAGUGAAAAAUGCAAGCUUCAGUUAGUUGAUUUUGAAGUUGGACCACCAACAGAAAAGGAUAUUGAAAUGGCGAAAGAAACCGGCGCUUCGAUUUACACAUUUAACGUUCUACCAACUCCAAAAAUUCGUCAGAAGGCUGAAGCAUUGGGUGUCCAAAUCGAGAAUUUCAAUGUUAUCUAUCGAAUGGUGGAGGCGCUUAAAUCAGAACUUUCGUCAAGAUUACCACGUGUAACCGAAUUACAUUUGGUCGGCGAAGGGCAUGUUCUUAAGGAGUUCAUGAUAUCAGAUCGUGGAAGGAAACGACAACCGGUUGCUGGAACUCUUGUCGAUUGGGGUAAUUUCGACAGAAAUUGUGUUUAUAAAUUCAUACGCGGAAAUCAAGUAAUAUACGAAGGUGAACUUGAAUCGAUGAAAUCUGGAAUGGAAGUGGUAACGAAUGCCAAAACAAACACAGAGGUCGGCAUUGCACUUGGCGAUAAGAAUAUCCGAUUUAAAGAGGAUGAUCAGGUGGAAGCUUAUGAAAAACGCCAUAUUGCUCAAGAAAUAGACUGGUAUCCUCCGGGAUUUUAG